This is a messenger RNA of Camelina sativa (false flax), 8782 nucleotides long. RefSeq lists its product as uncharacterized. NCBI's taxonomy places the organism in Eukaryota, Viridiplantae, Streptophyta, Magnoliopsida, Brassicales, Brassicaceae. The record is from RefSeq and is a predicted model, not a curated record. Gene Ontology annotation, cellular component: 90S preribosome; nucleolus; small-subunit processome.
AGUUAAACCCCAAAGGAUGAGAUUCACUGUAACGAAGAGCGAAGUUGAAAUGCCGCUGAAACUGCGAGACAAGCCGUGAGAGCUUUAUCGAGCUUUAUCCAUCUUGUUGAGUUCCUUGUCUUAUUAUGAAACUCAGCUGCGGUAGAAACCAAAUCGUUGAAUUCAGCUCUGCUACUUGAUAAGAAAAAUGCUAUCAUCCAAGUAAAGAAGAGAGGAGGAAGCAUAUGACAGCUGAGAACUUGAUCUGAAAGCCUCUAGAUCCAUCAAUUCAGAUAGCAGAGACAAAUCAAAACAAGAGAAGAAAAAAAGCAGACAGAACCAGGACAAGAAUUCAACGAGAGAUUCUAAAAACGCAAAAAAAAACUCUUUCUUGUAAGUGAUCUAAGGAAAAGAUAAGGUUAUAUUAACAAUCACCUUGAGUGAAUUUCUCCAAAUUAUAGAUGUUUCUAUUAUACACGGAGAUUAAUGUCUCCAAAUUAUUUAAAAUUAAGGGUUUUUGACUUUUGACCUAAAAACCCAAAGCGACUGAUUUAUAACCCUUCCGCGCGGGUCGCGCUCUCAAACUCCGAAAUCAACCAUCCCAAACGCAAAAAAUUAAGCCGAUCUUGCUCUCGCUCUCGCAUCCAUUCAUCUCUGUUGAAUUCUCAUCAUGGCGACUGCUGCUGAUUCUCGGGCUGUCAAGUCACAUAGCAACUCUGAAGGAAGGAAGAGAUUUAUGUUUAAGAAUUUCGCCGAGAGAGUGAAUGAAAUUGAAAGCAAAGUCCUCAAAGUCUUUAGGAGCUUACAUAAGGUGAAGGAUGAGCCUUCACAGGGUUCCACAUAUCUCAAGGAUUGCCUCGUUGAAUUCAGGGAACUGAAUACAGCGGCGGAUUUUAUCUCGUUUUAUGAAGAAAUGCUGCCCUGUGUUCAAACUCUGCCGUUGGUUGUGUUGCAUCAAGAUUUAAUCUUCUCUAAACUUGUCUCUGGUUUACAUAUCAAAGCAAGAUUCUCUCUCGAAGCCUUUCUCUGGUUGAUAUAUGCUUUAUCGAGGGAUCUCUUGGACGGCUUUCUUCCCUUCCUUCCGCGGCUUGUUAACUCCAUAGUGACUCUCCUGAAAAAUGGUGGACAGAAAGAACCAGAUAUUCUUGAGCAGAUAUUCGUAUCAUGGUCGCACAUAGUGCGGGAUCUGCAGAAGUAUCUCAUAUGCGACAUCGAAGGUAUUCUCAGGGAUACAUUGGAGCUGAGGUAUUACCCCGGCGAACAUAUCUUCAAAUUGAUGUCACCUUCCAUAUCAUUUUUGUUGAGGACUGCACGGGAUGAGCAACUCGAAAUAGGGAUCAAAAGGAUCCUCUCCGAAAUUGCAUAUCCACUGAAAAAAUGUGGAGGAGAUAGUAUACUAUAUCAUGUGAUGAGGGGUACCUCUGAGCAUCUCCAUUCCAAAGCUGGGAAGGUUUUGAGUUUCUUGCUGAAAGAUUCAACAUUGUCCUUGGGUGUUCAAUUUCCUCAGGGUUCUUGUAGUAUAGUAGAAGCUUUGAGUUCAACUUUGCAAAGAAUAUGCAAGGAUUUUAAAGCAGAAGAAUUAUUUGUUAUGUGGAACUGCCUGUAUGAAGAAACAAAAGAAUCAAUCAAAAACAAAGCAACAGCUCAUUUAAGCCGACUCCUGACUCUGCUUACGUCAGUUGUUAGGGUUGAGAAAGGUCUCAAGGUUUAUGAUUACCCAUAUUUGGUUGAACUCGUGAGCCAGAUUGUGCCAACUUUUAUGGAUUCCUCUGCUGUUCUUGAUAAAGUUAUGGGACUAAUGCUAUGCACCAUUGACAGUCCCAGUGCUGCCAAUGAAAUGGAAUCCAUUGCUUCGCAAUGGGCCCCCAUUUUUUCCGUGAACUGUUCGAGUUUGCUAAAUUUUUUGCGGGAGUUGCUAGGGAAGGAUAAAUUAGUUCUGAAAGCCUUUAGUAGUAAUAUAUUAAGAUCGAUCAACAAUAUGAUUUUGGUGUCUCCUGAGGAGGUUAUUCCUCUGUUACUAUCACUGUGUGAGAGUGAGCCAACAAGUCAUGACAAGGUGAACAUCAUAGAUGAAUCAUUUGAGAGCAAAUUUGAGAGAAUUCAUGAGUUCUUGGAAGAGAAGAUUAAGAAAAUCCAAACGAAUAUAGAGAAUAUAGGAUUAGCUCAAACUGAAGAGGCUGAGUUGGCUGCUGCUUUUGGAGCUAUCAAAUGUUUUCCCUAUUUUAAAGUGGAUCCAUCAUUGCUGAUUUGCUUUAAGAACACUCUCAUACAGCAUUUGUCAGUCUCAGUUGUAAAUACUUUUAGUGCUCCGGAACUGAUGUGGCAGAGCUUACUUGGUGCUGCUUUGAGGUCAUGUCACAAAUUCUCUUCUAGUGGAAGACUCAUCGACAGUGAUCUAGAGGAAGCUUUGUCUCUUGCUAAAUCUUACAAGUCAUGUGUACAAGUGCUGUCUCCUGUGACUGACUAUUUGGAUUUUGUGUAUAGGCCUCUAUUAGCUAAGAAUGAUCUCUCUAAGGCAUGCCCAGAGCUCCAAGCAAAUAUUGCUGAAGAUGCGUUUGACAUAUUUUCUGAAAAUUUAUGUCACUCGAAAAAAGACGUCCGUCUUGUGACUUUAAGGAUUUUGUGCCAUUUUGAAACUUUGUAUCCCAACCCUUCUUUUGAAGAGCAUCCUCCAAUGAAGAAACUGAAAACUGAAGUCAUUCAAAAGUCUUCCCCUGAAAGCAACAAUGUUCUUCAGUUAUUGAAAGCAAUCGAGGAGUCUCAUCUCACAGUAUCGACUGAAAGGGAGUUGGUCAAGGGCAUUAAUACAAUACAAAAUUAUCUCUCUGCUGGCAGGAUACAUGACACAUAUGUGCCACUUGUAUUUAAGGGAAUGAUAGGGUUAUUUUAUAAUCAAUUUUCUGAAAUAUGGGAACCCGUAUCUGAGUGCCUUGCGGUUCUUAUGAAGAAGCACACAGGAGCUGUGUGGAAUGAUUUUGUCCAUUAUUUGGGGCAGUGCCAACUAAAACUUGAAGCACUCGACAGUCAUAGUGAGAAUGAAAACGACAGCAUUUCACAGAUGCAUACUGUUCUGAUAGAGCGUUUUAAUUCGUCUGAUACUAUACGGUCCACACCUACUGGAAAAGUAGUAUCUCUGUUGCUCAAGACCUUACAAAAAAUUCCCUCUGUUGCACAGUCUCGAGUCUCUGAUCUUCUCCCUUUGUUGUUGAAAUUUUUGGGAUACAACAGCGAAAAUCCUUUGAGGGUCGGAUUAUAUAAUGGCGGAGCUUGUAAAGGGGAGGAGUGGAAGGGUUUGCUUAUACAAUGGUUGACUUUACUGAAGUUGAUGAAGAAUCCGAGGUCUUGUUGUUUUAGUCAGUUUGUAAACGAUGUUAUGGAGAACAGGUUCCUGGACCAUAAUGAUGCUGAAAUACAAAUGAGUGUCCUAGAGUGCCUUGUGUUGUGGAAUGACUAUCUACUCCCACACCGCCAUCGCUUGGAGAAUUUGAUCAAACCAAAAGAACUGAGAGAAGAGCUCGCGACCUGGAACUUCUCCAUGGAUAUCGAAGAAGCUCACAGAUGUCAUUUUGUUUCUCUUGUAAUCAGGAUCCUCAUGCCUAAAGUUAGGAAUUUGAAGACUUCAGCGUCGCGUAAGCAUACAAGUAUUCGUCACCGGGAGGCGGUUCUUGGCCUUAUAUCUCAGCUAGAUGUUAAUGAACUUUCUCUGUUCUUCGCAUUGUUGAUGAAGCCUUUAAACAUCAUAUCAGAGGAUACAAUGGACUUGUUUUGGAGCUCAGGCAAAAGCUCUCUGGAUUAUUUCCAAAAGUCGAAUUUCCUCAAAUCUAUCAACGCCGAUGCUAUUUCGACCUUAUCCUGGAAGAAGAAAUUUGGUUUUCUUCAUGUCAUACAACACAUACUUGAAGUCUUUGAUGUAUUACAUGUCCGACCAUUUCUAGACUUUCUGAUGGGAUGUGCUGUCCGGCUAUUAAUAACCUAUGAUCCAAAUAUCGACGAAGAAAAGAGCAUUGAUAAAGAGAGUGUUUCAACGUAUCACGACCAGGCUGGCAGUUCUUUAAAGCAGUUUAAAGAGUUGAGAUCCUUAUGUUUGAAGAUCAUUGCUCGUGUUCUUGAAAAGUACACGGAUUGUGAUCUUGGCUCUGAGUUCUGGGACCUCUUCUUUUCUGCAGUGAAUUCGUUAAUCAAGAGUUUUAAGCAGGAGGGUUCUAGCAGUGAGAAACCAAGCUCAUUGUUCUCAUGCUUCUUGUCGAUGAGUAAAAGCCGCAGUCUCGUCACCUUGUUAUGUCGGGAAGAGUCUCUUGUUCCAGACAUUUUUUCAAUUAUAACAGUGACCACAGCUUCAGAAGCUAUAAAGUCCUCUGCCUUGAGUUUCAUAGAGAAUCUGCUCUGUCUUGAGAGUGACUUGGAUGAUCAUGAAGAUGAUGACCAUAUGAUCAAAGGAUUCUUAGAUCCAUAUAUAGAGGCACUGAUUAACAGCUUGCAUUCUCUUUUCCGUUGGGAUAGUUUGAAAAGGAAAACAUUCAAGUAUCAUGGAGAAAGAGAGAUUAAGAUACUUAAACUAUUGUCGAAGCACAUCGGAGAUGAAUCUAAUGUAAUGGAGUAUUUGGAUAUCUUGCUGUCUUUCUUGGAUAAACGUGUGAAAGAUUCUGAUAUUCAUCGUGAGGCUUUGGUAGCCAUUAAGGACAUCACAUCGUUUAUUGGGAGUGAGAGUACUAGCAAAAUUAUUGAUACAAUCUCUCCUCUGCUUGUUGAUGCUGCACCUGAUGUUAGAUUAUGCAUUUGUGAUCUUUUUGAAUCUCUUGCAAAAAUCGACCUCUCUCUGGAUCUAAUGGCGAAAUGCGUCAGCGAUAUGAAUGCAACCUCACCUAUGGAAGUUGAUGACCUUGACUAUGAAACAAUAAUUAAAGCUUAUGCAAAGAUUGAUGCAGAUUUCUUUACCAAAUCCUCGGAGCAGCAGAUGAUGAUUAUACUCUCACAGAGUUUAUACAACAUAUCAUCAUCAGAAGUUACUUUGAAGGAUUGUGCAUUCAACCUCUUGUGCACUUUUAUUAAAUUUUCAGCUUCCAUACUUUGCCAAGAGGCUUCAGCUCACUCUGAUAAUGGCAAAGAGGUUUCAAAAUUUGAUGCAAGCUGGACAGGAGAUCGUGUGUUGUGGAUUAUAAAUAAGUUUAUUUUGAAACACAUUGGAGAUGCACUAAACAGAGGAAUUUCUAGUGGAAAGGAGGAGAUUCUCUUGAUACGCAAAAUGGUGACAAAACUUCCAGAUUCCGGGAAUCUUGCUGCAUUCGGACCCUUAUGCUCUGAAAACGAUGACGUUGAUUUCUUUAAAAACGUCCUUAGCAUUCAGAUAUACCGUAGAAAAAAGGCGAUUAACCGUUUUUCCAAGGAGAUCAAAGAUAGCAGUCUGCCUGAGGGCGUAGUGAGAAAACUUCUAGUCUCCGUGUUUUUCAACAUGCUGCUUGAUGGAGAAGGUAAAAAAGGUCAAGACAGAAAAGGUCAGAAUAGAAAAGGUCAAGAUAAAAAUGUUCAAAAUCUCCAAGACGCAUGCGCAGAAGCCCUUGCAUCCGUGUCAGCUCAUAUGAGUUGGUGUUCGUACUACGCUCUGCUGAAUCGGUGUUUCCGUGAGAUGAAGACGCAUACGGAGGACAAGAGAAAGCGUCUGCUGAAUCUCGUCUGCUCGAUUUUGGACAAAUUUCAUUUUGCAAAAGAUGGUCACGAACAGGAGGUUAGGACUUGCCUCGAGAAAACCUUGCUUCCCAAGAUACAGAAGCUGAUGGAUUCUGAGUCUGAUAGUGUUACUCUGAGAAGCUAUGUAGCUGCGGUGAAGGUUCUAAAGCUGCUCCCCAAAGAGAUAAUGGACUCAAAUCUUGAUUCUCUAGUUUAUAAAAUUUCCAAAUUUUUGAGGCAUCGGGAGGACCGUACACGUGAUGAGGCCAGAAAGGUUCUGGCUGCUUGUUUGAAGGAACUUGGACUGGAGGGUUACUUUCAACUUUUCCUUCAAAAACUAGUUUCAUUACUUAAAAAAGGAUCUGAGGUGCAUGUGCUCGGGUACACUGUCAAUUCCAUCUUAUCGGAGUGCCUGCCAAACCCUACGGGUUGGAUGUUGGAUCAUUGUUUGGAAAAUCUCCUUGAUGUGGUGGAAGCUGAUAUCCUUGGAGAUAUUGAUGAACACAAAGAGGAUAGAAAAUAUUCAUUGAAGACGAAGAAAGAAACGAAAACACGCAAGUCACUUGCUACUCUGAAAUUGAUUGCUGAAAAUGUAACGUUUAGAAGCCAUGCAUUGAAGCUCCUUUCUCUGGUGACUAGACAGCUGCAGAGGCCUAUGACUUCAAAUUUAAAAUCCAAACUGGAGGAUACGUUAAAGCAUAUUGCAUUUGGUAUUGAAGGCAAUCCAUCUGUGGAUCAAGGAGAUCUUUUCUGUUUUAUAUACCACCGUGUGGAAGAUGGUAUUAACAACAGGAGUUGCCUUGGAGACCAAGCGUCUUCUCUACCAUCCAAAAAGAAAAGGAAAUCGAGACAUCUGCAAGAGACUUGUGGUGGUAAGUCAUGUCCACAUCUCAUAACCGUGUUUGCUCUGGACUUAUUGGACAACAGACUGAAGAAAAUCCAACCCAGCAAUACUAAUGAAGAGCUGGUGUCGAAGUUGGAUCCAUUUGUCAAACUACUUGUUGGGUGCUUGAGCUCUAAAUAUGAAGAUGUUGUAUCUUCAUCUGUUAGUUGUUUCACUGCAUUAAUAAACUUACCUUUGCCCUCUCUCAAGUCUGAAGCAGGUAAAGUGAUAACCAUCACUGCUGAGUCUGCAGUGAGUUCCAGUAGUCAUCUUGUGCAGUCAGGCAAAAAGCUUUUAAAAGCUGUUCUCGGCAAUGAAAAAUUCAUUUUCUCAUCUGAGGAGUUGAAUAUGCUGAUUCAGCUCCCCAUGUUUGUUGAUCUGGAAUCGGAUCCAUCUGUGGAUUCAUUGAAUGCUUCUCUUUCACUUCUCAAGGCCAUUGUGAAAAGAAAAGUUCCGAAGAUAUAUGAUGCUGCGGAUCAGGUUUCCAAGUUGAUGAUCACACAUAAGGAUGAAUCAGUCUGCAAGAAGUGCAAAGAGUUACUUAUAGAUUUUUUGGUGAAUCAUACACUCUCUAAGAAACGCCUAGAAGGACAUUUUAACUUUCUGCUGAAAAAUCUGAGCUAUGAACAUUCAAGUGGAAGAGAAGUAGUUCUUGAGGUUCUUGAAGAUCUUAUCAAGAAAUUCUCACAACCUAAACUCGGGAAGCAGUCAGUUCUUGACCAGCAGUCUCAAAUCUUGUUUGUUGAGCUUACUCGUCGCUUGGCAACUGAUGAUGCUAAAGAUUCGCUGUCCAAGAUCUGUGAUUUGAUGGAACUUCUGAUAGGUCGCACUAGUAAUUAUAAAUUCUGUCUUGAGCUAUGUCUGGGUUGGUAUAAGCAGGAGAACACACAGGCUACAGCAGCACAGGUACUGGGAUUUUUCAUUGAAGUCAGGAAGGAGGCAUUUUCGGAGCAGAUCCAGAGUAUAUUGUUGCAGGAGGCUAAACCGAUUUUGGAGUCUGCUGUACAGUUGCAAAAUAAUACUGUUGAGGAAGGCAGCAUUCCUUUCUGGAAGGAAGCAUACUACUCUCUUGUGAUGAUAGAGAAGAUGCUCAAGCAGUUUCCUGGUUUAUGUUUUGAAAAACAUUUAGAGGAUGUAUGGAAAUGGGUGUUUAAGUUGUUGUUGCACCCACACAAAUGGUUGCAAAUUAUAACCUGCCGGCUCCUGAAUUAUUAUUUCAAGAAAUUAGCCGAGUCUCGGAAAACAGUAGCUGAUUCUCUUCUUGGCAAGCCAAGUAGCCUUUUCAUGGUAGCUGCUUCUCUUUGCUUCCAGUUAAAGAUGAAUGCCAUUGCAGAAGAAGGCAACGACCAAAACAAUGAUCCUACUGAAGAAGAUAUUGUCAUACAGAAUAUUGUUUUUGCCGUCUCUGGUCUUCAUUUAAGGAUUGGACAGUCAGAUCAUGAGUACUGGUCCAGUCUUGACAAGGAUGAGCAAGCGGAGUUCCUUGAAGCCUUUGUACUAUAUGAUUCAGGGAAAGUAAGGUCUACUUUCUUGGCUCUUAUUUCAGGCAGCGAGAAAUGCCAAGAUGAUGUAAGAAAGGUAUUAAUUGGAAGUUUGCUCAAAAGAAUGGGGAAGCUUGCCCUUGAUAUGGGCGUGAUUCAUACGAGAAUCGUGAGAAUUGUGUUGAGCGUGUAUAAAGAAUUUGCGUCAAAGUUGAGUCAAGAAGACUGUCGCCUAUAUGCCUACAGAAUUCUGUUUCCGCUGUACAAAGUUUGCCAAGGGUUUACAGGGAAAGUCAUCUCAGGUGAGUUGAAACAGCUAGCGGAAGAGGUAAGAUACAGUAUAAGAGACGAGAGGUUAGGUAGCCAAGUGUUUGUGCAAGUGUACAGCGAGAUCAAAAAGAGUUUGGAAGCCAAGAGGGAGAAGAGGAAGCGUGAGGAGAAGCUAAUGGCGGUGAUAAACCCUGAGAGAAACGCAAAGAGGAAACUAAAGCUAGCUUCAAAGAACAAGGCUAACAAGAAAAGGAGGAUUAUAAGCAGUAAAAUGGAAAGAUGGUCACGCUGUUAGAGUUACCCUUUUGAUUAGAACUGGAAUAACUUAUAAAAACCUGAUUAUUUUAUUUCACCUCCAAUUCAUCAUCUCCUGAUCUCCAAUAUGAUUGCGGACGAUAGUUAGACUUUUCUUCAGUAAGAAGAUACACUAGUAAAUGUAUUAACUAACUAGAAAUUUAAUUUAGCUGAUUUAUAUAUGAAAUUUAACUAGAGAUCAGUUGGGAGA